Messenger RNA from Zychaea mexicana, 1209 nucleotides. RefSeq names its product alkaline-phosphatase-like protein. Gene Ontology annotation, biological process: nucleoside triphosphate metabolic process. Bases 1 to 1209 code for a protein of 402 amino acids. The record is from RefSeq and is a predicted model, not a curated record. The transcript has 4 exons. Gene Ontology annotation, molecular function: nucleoside triphosphate diphosphatase activity; ribonucleoside triphosphate phosphatase activity. NCBI's taxonomy places the organism in Eukaryota, Fungi, Mucoromycota, Mucoromycetes, Mucorales, Lichtheimiaceae.
AUGCUCAACAACGGCACGCACGCGUUUAAUCCCACCAUGAUUCUCAUAUCUCUCGAUGGUGUGGUAAACCAUGACUUGGAUUUGUUUUUGACACCUCAUAUGACAGAGAUCGCAAACGAGGGCGUACGUGCAAAGUGGAUGACGCCAUCUUUUCCGCCCAUCACGUUCCCUAACCAUUGGUCCCUGGUCACUGGCCUUUAUCCAGAAUCGCAUGGCAUUAUCGGAAACAUGUUUUACGACCCCGCACUCAACGACUCGUUCAAUUACAAGAGCCCUGCUCAAAGUUGGGAUGCGAAAUGGUGGGGUGGUGAGCCUAUUUGGGUCACAGCUGUCCGCCAAGGCUUGCGAUCCGGAGUGAUCAUGUGGCCAGGUUGUAGCACCAUCUUCCAAGACAAUCUACAGCCCAGUUUACAGAUUCCAUUUAACGACGAUAUGGCCUUUGACGAAAAAGUCGAUCGAGCCUUGACAUGGCUUGACUUGCCCAUCGAAGAACGGCCUCAAUCAAUCAACAUCUAUGUCCAACAAAUCGACCAAGCCGGUCACCGAUACGGACCUUAUGCCAAUCAAACCUUAUAUCAAUUACACAAAGCCGACCAAAGCAUUGGUCGACUCGUGAAGGGGUUGGAAGCACGUAAUUUGACCGAGAUUGUCAACUUGAUGGUCGUCAGCGACCAUGGCAUGUCUGCAACCGAUGCCAAAUCACGCACGAUUUAUUACGACGAUGAAUUUACCGAGGAUGAAAUGAGCCGUAUUCGAAGCGUCGAAGGUGAUCCAUUAUUACUGAUUCGCCCCCACACUAACGAUGAUGAUAGUGUGGAUGUGCUCUACAAAGCAUUUUUACGAUUGAAACAAAAGACCGGUGGCCAUUUCCGUGUCUACAGACGUCAAGAUAUACCCGACCGAUUCCAUUUCAGAGACAAUGUGCGAAUUCCGCCGCUGUUGGUGUUGCCAGACAAUGAAUGGAUCAUCACGACACGAAACAACCCUUGGAUCUCACGUGGUGUGCAUGGAUAUGAUAAUUUGGAUGAGCAGUCGAGAGCUAUCUUUGUUGGUCAAGGUCCAUUCUUUUGGGAGGACCAUGAAAAGGGAACCACGUUAGAACCUUUUUGGAACGUUGAGUUGUACUCCAUGUUUACUCGUAUAUUGGAUCUGGAGCCCGCAAGUAAUAAUGGUACAUUGAAGGGAUAUUUGAAGGCCGAGGAGCUGUAG